Molecule: messenger RNA, 1071 nt
Organism: Trametes versicolor FP-101664 SS1
Lineage: Eukaryota; Fungi; Basidiomycota; Agaricomycetes; Polyporales; Polyporaceae
Exons: 5
Coding region: 1-1071 (356 amino acids)
Biological process (GO): mitotic DNA damage checkpoint signaling; protein phosphorylation
Cellular component (GO): nucleus
Molecular function (GO): ATP binding; protein serine/threonine kinase activity
Source: RefSeq, a predicted model, not a curated record
AUGACCCCAGAGGUCGCCGAGAAAGAGGAAGAGUUAACCCGGAAGGGUACCUACAAUCUUACACCCUUCGAGACUCUGUGGCAGGCUCGGCAGGCUCAUCUUCUUCAGCGCGGAUACUUGCUACGUCCACGCUAUUCAAAGGACUGGAAACCGUCAUGGGUUGGUACAAACAUCCAGCCAUACUACUGCGAAGACUCCAUCGUGUCGCGGAAACUGUAUGUCAUGGACGCAAAGUCCUCGGAUGAAACCCCCGUUGCAAUCAAGAUCGUCCAGAAUAAAAGCCAGGAAGCGCAAAUCGCCCAGUUCCUGUCCUCUAUCGAACAUCCAGAAAAUCACUGCGUGUCCAUCCUGGAAGUAUUCCCGGACCCUAUUGAUCCUUCUUGGUCUCUCAUGAUCAUGCCCUAUUUGAGACCAUUCAAUGAUCCCGAGUUCGAACUGGUCGGCGAAGUUGUUGAAUUUGUUAGUCAAAUGCUAGAGGGCCUCGCCUUUCUUCAUUCAAACUCUGUAGCUCAUCGGGACAUAGCCGCGGUGAAUACUAUGAUGGACGGCAAACCAUUAUACCCCCAGGGUCACCAUCCUGUUCGAAGGAACCGCUCGCCAGACCUUCUCGAGAAGCUUACACCACUUCGUCGUAUCGACCACGACGUCAAAUAUUUUUAUGUCGACUUCGGCCUCUCGGUAAGAUUCCCGCCAGGGGCGUCUUCGCAGGUCCUGGGGAAUGUGGGUCGCGACGCCGAAGUGCCAGAGCUAUCGUGGACCGUUCCAUACGACGCUUACAAGGCUGACGUCUACGCGCUGGGGAAUCUAUUUUACAAGGAGUUUCAGCUGAAAUACCAUCACACGGACUUCCUAAAACCCCUAGUGGAUUGCAUGAAGCAAAAGCAGCCAGAACUCAGGCCCCCUGCGUUCGAGCUCAUCAACAUGUUCCGGCAACUCCGCAAGCUCGAAAACCCCUCCAAGGGUCGCUGGCGCCUGAGCCCGAGGUCCGAGUCAGCUCCCGAACGCAUGAUCAACGACACGAUCGCCGCUGCGCGAGACGGGUUGAGCAACCUCAAACGAUUCGUUGGGUGA